Messenger RNA from Rhagoletis zephyria (snowberry fruit fly), 2768 nucleotides. Lineage: Eukaryota; Metazoa; Arthropoda; Insecta; Diptera; Tephritidae. The record is from RefSeq and is a predicted model, not a curated record.
AUGUUGUCCACUUGGCCUACAACGACAACAACAACAACAACAACAACUACUCAUCAUCAACAACGACGACGGUGUACUACUUUUCACCAGCAGCCUCAGCAGCCGCAGCACAGCCACUUUGACGUUCCACAGCUGAAGGAACAUCGGCCGACAGCACAAUCUUCCACCACUUGUCCACGAAGGAGCUUCCUCUUACCACUUUUAUUGAUCAUCACCACCACCACGACUCUCUGCUCGCUGCCUGUCCCCGUAGCUGGCAGCAGCAAAGAUAGCAGCACCCCUUCUGCUGCUGCUGCUGCUGCUGAAUACACCAACGAAUUUGCCGUGCAUAUCAAGGAGUGCGAUGACGAGGCCAGUUCCGCCGCCGUUGCCGACCAGCUGGCCGCCAAGUACGGCUUUGUCAACCACGGAAAGAUUGGCAAUCUCGACUGUCACUACCUGUUUGCACAUCAUCGGGUGAACAAGCGAUCGACGGAGUACAGCCACGAGCACCACCGGGUGCUCGCUCAGGAUGAACAGGUUCACUGGGUCGAGCAGCAGCGCAUACUGAGGCGGCCAAAGCGUGACAAUGGCAAAUCAAAGUACCGUUACGGUCGAUCGAUGCCUGAUCCCAUCUACAAGGACAUGUGGUACCUGCGGAAAGGUGCUCUCGGCGGCUUUGACAUGAACGUGGAAAGUGCCUGGAAGAUGGGCUACACGGGGAAGAACGUCGUGGUGACCAUCCUCGAUGAUGGCAUUCAGCCGAAUCACCCUGAGCUGGCGAAGAACUACGACCCCCUGGCGAGCUACGACAUCAACGACAAUGACCCCGAUCCGACGCCGCAGGACAAUGGGGACAACAAGCACGGCACGCGCUGUGCCGGCGAGGUGGCCGCAGAGGCCUACAACGACUACUGCGGUGUGGGCAUCGCCUUCAACGCGAGCAUCGGCGGCGUGCGCAUGCUGGACGGCAUCGUCACCGACCAGGUGGAGGCGCGGGCGAUUGGCCACAACCCCAACCACGUGGACAUCUACUCGGCCAGCUGGGGCCCGGAGGACGACGGGAAGACGGUGGACGGGCCGGGGAAGCUGGCCAAGCGGGCAUUCAUUGACGGCAUCAAGAAGGGAAGACGGGGCAAGGGCAGCAUCUACGUGUGGGCGAGCGGAAACGGGGGGCGGCGGCUGGACAACUGCAACUGCGAUGGCUACACGAACUCCAUCUACACGUUGUCGAUUAGCAGCGCCACGCAGAAUGGCGCCAAGCCGUGGUACCUGGAGGAGUGCUCCUCGACGCUGUCGACGACGUACAGCAGCGGCACGCCGGGCAAGGACGAGAACAUCUUCACCUGCGACCAGGACACGUCGUACUUUGCCUCGCUGGGCCGCGGUGAGAAGCCGCAGAAGGACAGCCUGUGCACCAAGUCGCACACCGGAACUUCGGCCUCGGCGCCCAUUGCCGCAGCCAUCAUCGCUCUGGCGCUGGAAGCGAACCCUCGCCUCAGCUGGCGCGACCUCCAGCACCUGGUGAUGCUCUCCUCCCGCUACGAGCCCCUCCGCCACGAGAAGGGCUGGACGACCAACGGCGUCGGCCGCAAGGUGAGCCACAAGUUCGGCUACGGCCUGCUGGACGCCCAAGCGAUCGUCCGCCACGCGGAGAAGUGGACCGCCGUGCCGGCGCAGCGCAUCUGCGAGACGCCGGCGCACAACAAGGAGCGGGAGAUACCGGCGAAGCUGCGCAACCAGCUGGAGGUGAGCCUGCUGACCAAUGGCUGCCGCGGCGCGGCCAAUGAGAUUCGCUACCUGGAGCACGUCCAGGCGAAGAUCACGCUGAAGUACCAGCCCCGGGGCAGUCUGAAGAUCUCGCUCAUCUCGCCGCUGGGCACCAUCACCCACCUGCUGUUUCCGCGGCCGCGCGACACCGACGAGAUCAGCUUCAACGCCUGGCCCUUCCUCAGCGUCCACUUCUGGGGCGAGCGGCCGGCCGGCCAGUGGCGGCUGGUGGUGCAGAACGACGGCCAGAAGUCGGCCGCCGUGCCGGGGAAGCUCUUCAGCUGGUCGCUCAUCUUCUACGGAACGCUUGAGAAGCCCGUCAGCUACCUGUACAAUGAGACGCUGCGGUACUUUCCGCGGAGCACGUCGCCCUCGGCUUCUUCAGUCGCCGGAGCAGGCUCACCAGGGAGCGGCGGAAGCGGCAACAACGAGUGCCUGGGCAAGGACAUGUACCGCGCCUUUCAGUCGGAGGAGUGCCUGAAGGCGUGUCCCAGCCGGGGCCAGUGGGCCAACACCGACACCGCCACCUGUCAGCCCUGUGCCACCGUCUGUGAUAGCUGCUUUGGCCCCAGCUCCGACCACUGCCUUAGCUGUCGGCCGGGCGGCCUCUUCUACGAGUACGAGUGCCUGGCGCGCUGUCCGGACGGCUUCUACGCCGACGGCCAGCUGAAGGAGUGUCUGCCCUGUGCGCCCAGCUGCGCCAGCUGUGAGGGCGCCGCCGGGCGGUGUCUGAAGUGCGCCGCCGGACUGGUCAUGGACAAUGGCAGUGGAAGGGGUGGUGGUGGGGAUGCUGCUGCUGCUUCCGCUGCCGGAAGAUGUGUUCCCAAGGCAAAUGUGGUGGUGGUGGCGACGAUGGGCAACAGUUCUGCCUAUGAGUGCAGCGAAGGCUGUCGGGAGUGCCGCGGCCCCCGCCGCAAUGACUGCCUCCGUUGUGUGGCCGAGCUGAAGCUGCUCAAUGGAAAUUGCAUCGACGACAACUGCCCGGACGGCUUCUACCUUCGGGACAGUACCUGUUUUAG